Messenger RNA from Wyeomyia smithii (pitcher-plant mosquito), 2441 nucleotides. Its product is annotated as zinc finger protein 260-like. Gene Ontology annotation, cellular component: nucleus. The record is from RefSeq and is a predicted model, not a curated record. Lineage: Eukaryota; Metazoa; Arthropoda; Insecta; Diptera; Culicidae. The transcript is spliced from 5 exons. The coding region runs from base 86 to 1513 and encodes 475 amino acids.
UAAACUGUCAAAUUUGUAUGUUAUUGAAAGAGACCAAGCUUUAUGUGAAAUAACUGAAUUGAAUAUUGUAAAAUUAAAUCGAAUAAUGGAUGUUUCCACCGAAAAAUGUCUUAUUUGUGCGGAGCAAACUGGAGAUGAUUGUCGCAGCGUCAUGCAGUUGGUUACUAAAUAUUCAGGAACUUUAGUGUUUAAAGUACUCGAACGUUUUUUGGACAGUGAUUUAUCGGAGAAUGUUCCCACACUGAUUGCUGCCGUUGUCUGUCCGGAAUGUGUUGUAAAAUUGAACGAUUAUGAUGCUGCCUAUACAAAAGCGCUGAUUAUUCAAAAAGAAUUCACGGAUCUGCUGAAGAAAAAUUUAGUUUUACCUGAAAGAAAAAAAGAUGUUGAAGAUGAGAUGUAUUUUAAGGAAGAACCUGAUACAGCAAGUUCAGAUUAUUUGGUAGAAUGCGAUCGAACCUCAGAUGAAAUUUUAGAAGAAAAACUUCCGAAGCCGGCUUCUACUAGUGUAGAGGAAAAGGUGUCAAUGAAAUGUAAUCUUUGUAAACAAAGCUUCAAAUCAAUGCAUGAAAUGCAAGCCCACACGCAUGGCCCAAGGCAGCAAGAGGAAGUAGAAUUCCAUGUGGAAUUCGUUGAUGAAACCGAUAGCUUCAGCCUGGGGGAGGAGUACAUCGAAGAGGAGCGCCUGAGUGAAAACAGGUAUGAAGAAACGCCAUUAGAAAACACUGAAGAAGAGGUUCAGAACGAGGACAUUUGGACACCAGUUCAAGAGAUGUUACCUCAAGAUAAGAGGAAACAUGUUAAGACUGCAUCAAAUAAGUGCAGCAUAUGCAACAUAGAUUUUGGAUCCAAAAAAAAAUUGAAGACGCACAUUAAAGAAGAACACCCGGAGAUUGAAAAUUCUGGCGAUAGUCAUGAAUGCGAUAUAUGUGGUUUAAAAGUAAAGACUAAAUCCAAUCUUUUAUCCCAUAUAACCAAACAUGAAAAAGAUAAAAGAUUUGCCUGUUCUUACUGUGGGAGAUAUUUCCAAAGUAAAGGAACGCUUACGAGGCAUCUUCCCAUGCAUACAGGCGAAAAGCCGUACCAGUGCGAUAAAUGUGGUAAACAAUUUUGUCACCAGUCAUCCUUCACCAUGCACAAAUUAAUGCAUGACGAUAUUCGGGAGAAAAAAUGUGAAAUUUGUGGAUUUGCGUUGCGUAAUAGUUCGCACUUGAAGCGGCAUAUGAGGAUUCAUUCAGGAGAGAGACCUUUUGAGUGCCCAGCUUGUGGUCAAAAGUUUGCUCAGCGGUACAAUAUGACAGCUCAUUUGAGAGCUCAUCAGGGAAUUUACCGUGAGCAAUCUAGAAUCUACAAAUGCCCCUUUUGUGACCAAAUGUUUCAAAGAAAGCUUAAGCUGCAAGAGCAUUUGACGAGACAACACAACACAGUAGUCGAUUCUGCUCUGCUUAAACCGUCGGAACGCAAUCAGUUGAAAACAGAAGUAUCUGAAGGCGAUAAAAGUACUGACAUUAAAUAAGUAGGUAUUUAGCCUGCGUUGAGUAUGAUCAGUAUUUACCCUGUUUUAUUUGGUGGGGUUCUUUGAAACAUCUUUACAAAUUUAUGGUGUCGUUCUGUUCCGCAUGUGACUGACGAUGAUCUGGCAUUUGUCUUCGGUUUCCUUCAAGCUCAGCACGUUAAAAAUCAAGUUCACCAAGUAAAUUAAAACCACCAUAAAUAGCGAUGUGUUGUAUAAACAGUUGAAACAUCCAUCUGAGAGCGGUUUGCUACAGCGCAGUCGUCCAAAAAGCCCCAUAAAACCGUGGAUGGACUGUUAGAAUAGACCAAAAUUAAAUAAAUCACGCAAGAACAAAAAUGGGUUGUACGCACCAACAGAGUGAGAGAAACACCUAACAAUAUCAACAUUAUGUAAUAGAGAAUGCCCAGCAUUGGGCCAACCUUUAGGAUGUAACAUAUUUGACAAAUGUUAAUGGUGAUGAGAGUUAAAUCAAAGAUACUUUGCGUGAACAUGUUGUUGGGGUGCUGUUUGUUUCUGGUGGGAUAUUUAUUGGAUUCUGUUGCCUGCUAAAAUCGGAUAGUUAUCAUCUGCUUUGAAGGCUCAAUGGUCACCAUUUUACUUACUUGUGCAGGGUCGUUUACCUCCAUUUGGGGAAGAGCCCUGUAAGUCUCAUUGGUUGUCCAAUCUGGUUCCAUUUAGGCCAAUUAAAGAAAUCUAAGCACGCGCGUUAUUCAGAGUAUGGUUGCUCCGUCAGCCGGUAGUUAAAAAACAAAACGUUAACGUGCAAUGUACAGCGACAACUUCUUAUCUAGGCGGUGGUAUCUCUAUACAAAAGUAAGUGGAUUGAGAAAGAAUUGAAAAGACGAGAAGUGCAAUUCUGGCAUAGAUAAAGGAAUGAGCUUUUUUGCUUAACGUUUUCUGACGUCAUUAAUAUUUAAAAAGUGUAAAG